Messenger RNA from Cynara cardunculus var. scolymus (artichoke), 1250 nucleotides. Its product is annotated as probable sugar phosphate/phosphate translocator At3g11320. Gene Ontology annotation, molecular function: antiporter activity. Bases 154 to 1092 code for a protein of 312 amino acids. Gene Ontology annotation, cellular component: Golgi apparatus. The transcript has 4 exons. Lineage: Eukaryota; Viridiplantae; Streptophyta; Magnoliopsida; Asterales; Asteraceae. The record is from RefSeq and is a predicted model, not a curated record.
CACUCUGUUACCAUUUUCAUUUCAUCUUCCUCUCUCUAAUGUCUUCUUACCCAGAUUCAUCACCCUAACUGUAUACAAUCAGAAACAAGAUUCAAUUACAAUUAGUACCCAUCGAUCGAUCGGGUUUCCGUUUUGUUUCCGGCCAAUUCCCAAAUGUCGGCAAUAAAGACAUCGCCGUCGAGCCGAUUCUUUACGUUCGGCCUCGUAUCAGCAUGGUACUCAUCAAACAUCGGGGUGUUAUUGCUCAACAAAUACCUCUUAAGCAAUUACGGAUUCAAGUACCCAAUUUUUCUUACAAUGUGCCACAUGUCAUCCUGUGCUUUGCUCAGCUACAUUGCCAUUGCAUGGAUGAAGAUGGUUCCUUUGCAGGCAAUCAGAUCUCGUGUUCAAUUCGUUAAGAUAUCUGCUUUGAGUCUAAUCUUCUGUGCAUCCGUUGUCAGUGGUAAUAUAUCGCUUCGCUAUUUGCCUGUCUCCUUUAAUCAGGCAAUUGGGGCUACGACGCCAUUUUUCACGGCGGUUUUUGCAUAUCUCCUGACUUUGAAAAGGGAGGCUUGGCUUACUUAUAUCACCCUCAUUCCUGUUGUUACCGGCGUUGUUAUCGCCAGUGGGGGUGAACCAAGUUUCAAUCUAUUUGGAUUUAUAAUGUGUAUUGGUGCUACUGCUGCUAGAGCACUCAAAACAGUGGUUCAAGGGAUGUUGCUUUCCUCUGAAGGGGAGAAGCUGAACUCCAUGAAUCUCCUUCUGUACAUGGCUCCUAUUGCUGUUGUACUUCUACUUCCUGCAACUAUGUACAUGGAAGAGAAUGUUGUUGGCUUAACAAUAGCGCUUGCUAGACAAGAUUUUGGGAUUGUCUGGCUACUGCUUUUCAACUCUUCCCUUGCUUAUUUUGUUAAUUUAACCAACUUUUUGGUCACCAAGCAUACCAGUGCUCUUACGCUCCAGGUCCUUGGAAACGCAAAAGGCGCAGUAGCUGUCGUGGUCUCGAUCUUAAUCUUUAGGAAUCCAGUUUCUGUGACUGGGAUGGCUGGCUACACACUCACGGUCAUUGGCGUUAUUCUUUAUGGUGAAGUUAAGAAGCGCAGUGCCAAAUGAGAUGACGUUUCUGUUUAACUUAAGCUGAGAUGCCUCGUUUUUGCUUCUGGAUUCAAGGGUACAGGAACGACCUCCUUGAGGACCUAUAGGGUGUAUGUGCUCACUGCUGGUGUCUUCCAUCAUCCCUCUAACAUUCAAACUCUUUUUGGCACAGAAAC